Populus trichocarpa (black cottonwood) is the source of this 1077-nucleotide messenger RNA. Its product is annotated as putative ripening-related protein 1. Bases 248 to 883 code for a protein of 211 amino acids. The record is from RefSeq and is a predicted model, not a curated record. The transcript has a single exon. NCBI's taxonomy places the organism in Eukaryota, Viridiplantae, Streptophyta, Magnoliopsida, Malpighiales, Salicaceae.
AAUAAACACAUAAAAGAGGGUAAAUAAUUGGAAGUGGAAUAUUAGUUCACACUAUAUCAGGACAGGACAAUCGUGUUGAUAGUAUCCUGAGGCAGACGCUGCGUGCUUCCACAAUUCUGAUGCCUUUAUAUUGUUUUUAUUAACAAAACCAAGUUUCGAAGAAAACUCAGAAGGGAAAACAGUAUAGCUGGUCAUUUUGUAAUAUUUCAAGAGUAACGUGGUAAAUUUCAUAAGGUCAUUGCUAUAAAUGCAGGCUAGGAUAUCCUGUCCAGCAAACUCAUUUAAGGCAAUAACAGAUAUACAGAAGAGUGAGAGAAUGAAGGCUUUUAGCAUGAAAAACUCUGUUUUUCUCCUAGCCAUUCUAGUCUUAACCUAUACUUUACACAUUGAAGCUCAGCAAUGCCAUCCAAGCGGCCGAAUCAGGGGAACGAAUCCUCCUCCGGACCAAUGCAACCAAGAGAAUGAUUCGGACUGUUGCAAAAACGGCAAGUACUACACAACCUACAAAUGUUCACCGCCGGCGUCCAGCAGCACAAAAGCAACCCUUACCCUGAACAGCUUUCAGAAGGGUGGGGAUGGAGGUGCACCAUCAGAGUGUGACAAUCAAUACCACUCCGAUGACACACCUGUGGUGGCGCUUUCAACUGGAUGGUAUAGCAACGGGAAUAGAUGCUUAAACUACAUAAAUAUCCAUGGUAAUGGAAAGAGUGUUAAGGCCAUGGUAGUUGAUGAAUGCGACUCUACAAUGGGAUGUGAUUCUGACCAUGAUUAUCAGCCUCCUUGUCCUAACAACAUCGUGGAUGCUUCGAAAGCUGUUUGGAAAGCAUUGGGAGUUCCUGAAAGCGACUGGGGUGAAAUGGAUAUUUACUGGUCUGAUGCCUGAUCCGAUACCUGUGGCUUUCUCAUUUUUUUGUGGCAUCUGGUUGAUGCAUACCCUAUACCAUGUAACCGGUACAUUGUGUGUUAAAGCAAGAAAAGGGUUGUAAUAUUAUGUUUAUCUUUAUCCAUAAAAUCCUAAUUCUGAAAAUGUGACUCUGUUUUUAUUUGAAUAAAAGAAAUGAUGUCUUCAACAAGAAC